Molecule: messenger RNA, 630 nt
Organism: Eruca vesicaria subsp. sativa (arugula)
Lineage: Eukaryota; Viridiplantae; Streptophyta; Magnoliopsida; Brassicales; Brassicaceae
Source: the annotation of a GenBank genome assembly
AUGGCCUCCACCGUCGUAUUCAUCCCCAUACUCGCGAUCAUCAUACUCGCCGUGGCCGAGACGCAGCCACCUUCUUCUUCUCCACCGGCUCCGACUUGCGCGGAGGAGCUGGUUAUGUUCUCUCCAUGCAUCCCUUACGUCUCUGCUCCGCCGAACAACGUGUCAGCGACGGCGGAUCCUCUUUGCUGCUCUGUUUUCUCCGCUUCAGUUCACUCCACCGCCGGGAACUGCCUCUGUUAUCUUCUCCGCCAGCCGAUGAUCCUCGGAUUCCCGUUGGAUCGAUCUAGGUUGCUUUCUCUUUCUCAGAUCUGUACCGAAUUCAAGAGUUCCGACGAGUCUUUCGAGUCUCUUUGCUCGCCGUCAGUGUCGCCUGAGCUACCGCCGCUUCAGAGUAUUCAGUUCACGUCUCCGUUUGAUUACGGUGAUAGAGACUCUGCCUCUCCUCAAUCGCUUGGCUUACCACCGGAAACCUCUAGGAUUUCACCAAGCUCCGAUCAGUUCUCGCCGGAUAUAGAUAACGUCUCACCACCACAACUCAUCAUAAACGGCUCUCAGAAAAUCAGUAACGUGUUGUUUCUCUCAACAAUCAUCAUCAUGACUUUGGCCACUUCUAUCCUCACUCGCAUCUGA